CUUGCCGUGAUGCAGUUGACCAAGAUUACGAAGACGAAUUGUGCGAAAGACUGGCUGAUGCUGCCAUUGGAAUCAGUUCAGACCUAGAGACGUCGGAAGAAAUUUGUAAGAGCCUAGGGUUCUGUUGGGAUCCACCACCCAGGAACGAUAUUUCUCUAAACCCUGAAUUUGUAAAGGGCGCAGGUUUUGUAACAGGAGCAGCAGCGAUCAUAGGUGGGAUUGCGAAACUUUGGCACAAAUUGUCACCUCUCUUGAAACAUCUCAAACAUCUCAUGCCUGUACUGCGCACGGCAAUGGCUCCACUCUAUAUGGCUGGUCGAAAGAGGCGUGCCAUUUCCUCCACAGAUUGGAAUCUACGAGAGAUCUAUGACGAGGAAGAGUACGAUCAGUUCAGGAACCUGGAUAACACGCCCAAUGCUGUCCAUGAUCUGUCUGAACGACUGGAUGCUAACAUGACCGCAGCUGAAAUGAAACUGAUGUGUGAUGUGUGCAAACUCCGAAAAUAUCUCGAUCCCUCCAAUACCAAUGAGUCUGAUGGGGAGGGUCGGUCUGAGGGGAUGAUCUUGUGCCGCGCACUUCCGUCAAAGAGGGCCCAGCGAAAGUGUAUAAAGGACCUGCGUCAGAUCAUCGAGACCAUAGGAUCCUUAUUUGGUCCUGUUGAAUCUUGCCAGUUUAUCAGCUGCGUAGCGGAGUAGCCGUUUCUCCAGGCCACACUCGGUGUGGUCAAGAAUUCGCAUGAUGUCCAAUGAAAAGGGUGCUAUAAAAUAGUUCUUCUCGAUUAUUACUUCAUCAAUAUUAGCGUUGGUGUUACACUCUGAAUGCAAGUGCUUCAGAUUUGCUGAUCAUUUUUACAAGCAAUUUCAACGAUUUCUCCAUCACAUAAUCACCAGAGAAAAUAACAGAUUAGUGACAUAAUAUUAUUAUGAAGUAAUAGCCAUAGAAAAUAACCAGUAUCCACUGUGGCAUGAGAAAGAAAGGAUUGCAUGAAAGUAUUGAAGUAACAGUUGUCAUUGCUCAAAAAUCAGUAAGGGUUGGGUUCUUUGUUUGUUCUUGUUUGUUUGUUUAUAAUUUGUCUUUAUCUAAGAAUCUCUUUCUUUAAAAAAUGUAAGAUGCAUCUUUCAUAGGAGAAGUCCACUUAUUCCAUUAAAUAAGUUUGUUUAUGAUGAUAUCAUUUGUCACAAGAAUACAAAAUGCAAAUUUCCCACAAAUGUCAUAAAAAUGAAAUCCCUGAACAAAGCUUAAUGAUGAAAGUUUAAUCGCAAUCGUAUAAAAAAAAAAUAAGCAAGUUUAAGGUUUGCUUAAUUUACGAAACUGUAAUAUAUGCGCAAUACGGGCAAUAUGCAAAUGAGGUAACCAAUGAUGUAACACACACACACUAUGUUUGCAAAAAAAUAUUUCAAUAAUGUUACUCCACAUGUUCAGGGAGGACAUGGGGGAAUUAAAUCUUGUUCCACUUUAUAAUGAGGAAAAAUUGAAAUGUGUUUUUUAUUUCACGCAUUAAAAUACAGAAAGAAAGUAGUGAUUGGAUGACUUCAUGAUUUUCCUCAUUUGCAUAUUAAACUUGGCUCCGUAACACAGAGGUUUGCGAUGAAUUUCAAAUAUGAAAGAACUGCACUGAUUGGCUCCCGGUCAGUAUGUUAAACAGAGUACGCAUGUAAUGAUGAUCUUGAUUGGUCGUUGGUAUUUAGCAAUUGAUUGGAAACCCCUUGUGUUACGGAGCCAAGUAUCACUAUUUUGUGAAAUAAAUCGAAAUUCAAAUUGCCAUUUAUUAUUCUACAUCCGAUUUUAAGAUUUGUGAUAUGAAAUUUUAUUACAAAAUACAAUCGAAGUAAUGAUACAUAAUCAAAGAUAACAAAGUCCUAUGUCAUUCUCAAUAAUACAUACAAAUUAAAAAUAUAUAAUGAAUAUGAAAUGUUCACUGUAAUACUUGUUUUAUUUGUUUUCCUCUUCAGUUAAAUUAAAAAAAAAAAGUUGGAGGACUUCCCCUUACAUCUUCCUGCUGUAGAAUCCAAGACGUAGUUCUUCACAUUACAUAGGCUUCACUAUCCAAGUAAUAUAUAAUAUAUAAACAUUCCCCCCCCCCCCACUCCCCCCCCCCCCUCUCUCUUUGAUACACCCAGUAUAUCAUAAAUAAAUGUGUUGAUUGGUUCAUACACAUAGGGUAGCAACAUUUCGGCCUCAAUGGUAGAUUGGCAAUAAAAUGAACUACUACAGACCGUCACAAAAUGUAUACCAUCACAAUCAUGACUAUUGUUAUCAUAUUCAUUAUCUUUAGAUUAUAUUUUAAAUCACUGUCAUCGUUCUAGUUAUUACUAUUAUUACUAUUAUCAUUAGUAGUAGUAGUAUUAUCAUAGUUAUUAUUAUCCUUAUUACCAUUAUUCUAAUGAUUUUCAUAACUAUGUCUGUGCUUGUUUCAUUAUCAUUAAUAUCAAUAUUGUUGUUGUUAUUACUUAUGUUUAUAUUCAUAUUACCGCCAUUACUGUUAUCUCGAUUAUACCAACGUGUAUUGUGACCAACCACACCAAAACCAACAAUAAGUCGCUCAAAAUGAAUUUUUAAUUUUUCAUUGAGCCUGAAAAAGCACGUCCUGCAGCUUUAAAUAUAACUCGUCAAAUUUGAUCAUCAUUAGCCCUCACAAAACCAGCGAGAGCUUCAUGCAUGAGACGUACACACUGUGCAAUUUCUGUGAAACUUCCAAGCAUCCACAGCAAAAUUUGGUGCUAAAGAAACUCUUGUAUCUUGUCGUUUAUUCAACUUAUGAACUUCAUAUGUUGAUAGCAUGAAGAAUAAUUACUCUUUCAGAAAAAAACUUUUUUUUUAUUUUUGCUUUUUUAAAGACCAAAUUACUAUUUUGGCUAUUUUCUGAGAGUUAUUGUCGGGUCGGGGGUGACUGGUCACAUGCUCAUCCAUAUUAUUUGUAUACUGUAGAUUUCAGUUACCCAGAGCAGCUUCGACAUUAUGGUAACUUUUUGACAAUGAAAGAGAAAGUGUUUCUCGACUAUUAAAUGGACGAUUUUGUUAAAUGUUAA
Messenger RNA from Lytechinus pictus (painted urchin), 3029 nucleotides. RefSeq lists its product as uncharacterized. The coding region runs from base 273 to 695 and encodes 140 amino acids. NCBI's taxonomy places the organism in Eukaryota, Metazoa, Echinodermata, Echinoidea, Temnopleuroida, Toxopneustidae. The record is from RefSeq and is a predicted model, not a curated record. The transcript is spliced from 7 exons.